This is a messenger RNA of Mercenaria mercenaria, 2220 nucleotides long. RefSeq lists its product as uncharacterized. The transcript has 2 exons. The record is from RefSeq and is a predicted model, not a curated record. NCBI's taxonomy places the organism in Eukaryota, Metazoa, Mollusca, Bivalvia, Venerida, Veneridae. The coding region runs from base 94 to 2154 and encodes 686 amino acids.
AAAAAGGAAAGAUCGUAACUAGACAAUACAAACAUCCGGUCUGAAGAGGUUUUAUUAUAAAAAUCAAUUUGCUUAUUUCAAACCAAACAAAGAAUGUUUCAAGCACCAGAGUACAUCGAGUCAGUAUCAGUAAAACUGUCAGAGGUUCUUUCUGAUAUAGGAGUAGAUGAGAAGAUGGUACUUAAGAGAAGAAGAGCAGCUUUACUGGCUGAAUCUAUGGACACAAGAGCUACACAACUACAUGAUGGCGACGCUACAACAUACAUCUUCGGCAGCCAGUCAGAGGGCACGACAACACCUCAACUUAAUUCAGACAGUGACCAACUAUCGUGUUUCAAUAACAUUAAUGUGAUACAAGAUAGUAGUGACUGGAAACCAGGUGUAAUAAAUUAUCUGAUAAUCCAGGAUGAUACUGUAUCACCUGGCUAUUGUCUUCUGCAACGUCUGAGAGAUGAUACUCCAUUUCCAUCUCAUACUGUACCUAAUAAACAUUUCAGUGAAAGAAAAGGAAAAGUAUUGUUAAAGAAUACAAUCAUCUCUGCAGUAGCAGUAGCAGCUGCUGUCCAUGAAGAAGGAAGAAGACACGGUCCAGCGCAAACAUUUACAGAACAACCUGGGAACGCCGAUGAAGACUAUGUUUAUGCUUUCCCCUGUAAAUCCUGGCCUCUACAAGGAAGGAAGUGGUUAGACUGGCAAGGCGUAGGUCAGUGGCCUUCAGCUGACAUGAGAAGAUACUGUGGCAGUACUGGAUGUUUCCUUGUUCCUGUUGGAAGCAAGGGCAGUGAACACGAGGAACUUGAAUGGAGAAUAUCAGCAUCUCUAGCAGAACGAUGCUUGAUGUUCAGUCUCAAUAUAACACAGAUUCGAUGUUAUGUCUUAAUGAAGAUAAUAUUGAAAACCUUCAUCAAGCCAUACUUCGAAGAUACCAUUUCAAGUUUCAUGUGUAAAACGGUAAUGUUUCAUUGUAUUGCAAAUACACUUUCUAACAUCUGGAAAGAAAAUAAUAUACUUGGGUGUCUGUCAUUGUGUUUAUUUGUCCUACACACCUGUAUUUUCAAUGAAAACUGUCCACACUUUAUCAUACCUGAAAACAAUUUGAUGAAAGGGAAUAUAACACACACAGAUAAACCUUACAUUCUGCAAAAACUAUGUGAUGUUGUAACUGGAAGAUUUAUAGCAUUACUGAGGAUUAAGAGUGACUGUCUUGGUUUUAGGCUUCAGCUUAAAAUGAGUAAUUUAAUCUUAUUCAUAACAAGUGAUAUUGUUUCAGCACAUAUAUUAUCUUCACUUGCACUCUACAUUGAUAAUAUCACAAAAUCUUGUUUAACUUCAAUCAACAACAGUAGUAACGAAGAAGCUGUACAAACACUGCUGAAGUAUAUUUUCAAAUUAGCUGAUAUCUCUAACCAGUGUGAAGAAGUUGACAGAACAGCAUGCUGCCUUCUUGCACCAAGGUUUUGUACAUCCCUGGGAACUGCCCUAGCAUCACGCAGCAUUCAUUUGGACAAUGCAGUAUCUGCAGAAGCUCUCACCUGGAUCUCCCUCGGUUUGAACACAGAUGUUUCAUCUGGUAAACUGAAGCUAGCAUCAAUUUACUACUGUACAGGGGAUACUCGAAGAACCGAAAUGACACUUAGGAAUAUUGAAAGACAUUAUGACCGAAACACUGUUGAGCCUAUUUGUCGUUGCCAUGAUUACAUCAAACUACCUCCAAGAAUAGGAUUUUGUGCAAUAUCUAAUGAUCAAAACGAAGAAGCUAUUCAGCAUAUUACGGCAUUCUGUGUUAAAUUUCUGCCAUAUGAAAUAAAAUGUGUUCCACAUGAGCUACAGUAUGAAAUGUUUAAAUCUACGAAAGCCGAUCUAGCAUUCAGACCCCCACGUGACUAUUGGAUAAAAUGGGCUAUGGUUGAUUCUCUCCCUUAUCUCUACUUUCUACAAUACAAGACCUACAGACGUCUUAGGAGAGAAGAUGACAAGAAAAGAGCAUUGUCUAACCUUCUCAAGACAACUGACCAAGAACCAAAUCUUGGACACAGGGAAACAGCCUUAAAUUUACUAGGACAAUGCAUGGAACAAGAGGACCGGGCUACAGAUGCUUUGUGCUGCUAUUUAAUAUCCUUAAAUCUAAGGGAGAGAUACAAUGUUGCUAUUUAAUAUCCUUAAAUCUAAGGAAGAGAUACAAUGUUGCUAUUUAAUAUCCUUAAAUCUAAGGGAGAGAUA